CCAGACGAACAAACAAAAUGGCGAUUGAUAUUGUGUAUCGGGGUUUUCUGCUUGUGUGUUUGUGUAUAGGAGCUAGAUCGCAGUUUUUUGUUGCUGUAGUAGAAGACGCAAAACUUAAGCAAAAUAAGUUAAUAGGAAGAACUUUAGAAUGGGAAGGGAAGAUAAAAGUAAUCAAAUCACAUGACCAGAACCAAACUUUAGCUGAAGUCUGCGAACAGCUAAAAACUGGAGCAAAUGCAAUUAUCGACAUGGCUGCCCCAAACGUGGGCUUAUUGAUACGAUCAUUUGCACGUACUGUUGGUCUGCCAUAUAUUACUGUUGUGGACACUUCAACAUUACAGUCAAAGGACUUUGACCCUGAUCUGCACAUAGGCGUGGAGCCGCCUGGGUCGACGAUGUUUCGAGUCAUACCAGACAUUGUUAGAUAUGCGAAUCUCACUAAGAUUGCAAUACUUUAUGAUCAGUCAUUUGAUCUUCAUACCAUAGCCAAGAGAAUUUUAACUGGUGUUCCAGCACAGCACUUAUACCAGGAAAUUGCCAUAGGAGAGGGUCUUGCCGAACAGAUGAAAAAGCUGAAAGAUAUAGGGACAAAAAUUUUCAUUCUUGUUAGUGAUAAGAACAGUGCAGAGAGUGUUUUAGGCGAGGCAAGAAAGCAAGAACUUAUGGAUGAAGCUUACAACUGGUUUGUUAUAACGAAGGGACAUGAAUUAUGCUCGAAGUGUAGAUCAGGGAAGUCGGAGUCUGUUAUACAUAUCAACGGUAACGAAUCAUACAACUACACGUCAAGGGAUGCUUAUUUAGACUUUGUCAAAAUACAACUCAGAGAAAACUUUUUCACCAUAUACGGAUUCAAUAUCGACGCAGCUUUUAUGUAUGAUUUGCGAAUGAUUCUGGACGAUGUAUCAGAUCGUUUCAUAAACGCUACACCAGUCAUCAUCCCUGAUUGCAAUACAGUUUCUCUUGUAAGGAACCAAUCGCGAGUCGACGAAUCAAAGAAAAUCGUGGAACCUUUCAAAACGGCAAAACGGACUGGUGUUUAUGGAAACAUAUCAUACAGGAAAGGCAUGCUGAGACAGGAUGUCCAGUUAACGAUCAAUCGUGUCAUACUUGAUAACUUAAAUAAAAAUACGUUAGGAACGUGGAACGAAGUAGACCGUAUAUCUGUCAAAGGGAAACUAACAAAAGAAGUUGGAAAGAAGAAAUAUAGGGUAGUCAUUGUUCCGAAGUAUGAGCCUUUUGUGAUAAAGUUGACUGAUAAUUCCAAGAAAAAUGUCACAAGAGCCGACUACGAUGGAUAUUGCUUAGAUCUACUAGACGCUAUUGCUGAAACAGCAGAUUUUGAAUACGAGAUUGAAGAGUCACCAGAUGGCUUGGUUGGCGCUAUGUCAGAUGAUGGUUCGUGGGAUGGUGUUAUUAAACAUCUAAUGGAUAGGAAGGCUGAUAUUGCAGUUGGACCAAUUUCAGUGAUGGCCGAGAGAGAAAACGUUGUCGACUUUACUGUUCCAUAUUAUGACCUCGUAGGAUUGACUAUACUCAUGAAGAAACCUAAGUUUGAUUACAAAAUUACAAAAUUUAUUGAAGUUUUAGACAAUUAUGUGUGGCUGUGUAUCAUCGCUGCGUUUUUCUUAUUUAGUGGACUACUGUGGGCCUUUGAUAAAUUUAGCCCCUAUAGUUACCAGAAUGAUAAAACGCUUUGGGAUGGACAAGGACCAGAGCCUAGGGUUUUCUCUUUCAAAGAAGGAAUUUGGUUUUGUAUGAUGUCACUAACACCACAAGGCGGUGGUGAAGCACCUAGAGCAUUAUCAGGUAGACUUAUUGCUGCCACUUGGUGGUUGUUUGGUUUCAUUGUUAUUGCAACAUACACAGCAAAUCUGGCUGCUUUCUUGACGGUUUCAAGAAUGGAUGAGCCAAUAAAAUCCUUAGAUGAUCUAUCGUCUCAGUACAAGAUUCAAUAUGCGCCAAUGAAUGGAAGUACUGGCCUUGUUUACUUUAAAAGAAUGGCAGAAAUUGAACAGAAAUUCUACACAAUUUGGAAGCAGAUGAGUUUGAAUGACAGCUUGGAUGCUGUGCAAAGGGCUAAACUUGCUGUUUGGGAUUAUCCAGUUAGUAACAAGUACACAAAGCUGUGGGAAACCAUGCAAGAUACAGGAUUUCCCAACACUCUAGAAGAGGCCACUACGAGAGUCAUUUCGGGAGAUUUUGCGUAUAUUGGCGAUGCUGCGGAGAAUAAAUUUCAAACGUUGACAAAAUGUGACUUAUGGGAAGUUGGAGAAGAAUUCAGCCGUAAACCAUUUGCGUUUGCUGUACAAGAAGGCUCACCACUGAGGAAUAUUCUGUCCAAUGCGAUAUUAAAGUUAUUGAAUCAAAGGAAGUUGGAAACGUUGAAACAUAAAUGGUGGACGAAUAACCAAAAGAAGAAAACAUGUCCAGACAUUGAAAAUGAAAGUGAUGGUAUAAGCAUAAAAAAUAUUGGCGGUGUCUUCCUCGUGAUUGCUGUUGGAACUGCACUUUCGUUGAUUUGUCUGGCGUUUGAAUUCUACUGGUAUAAAUAUCGACCUCAACAAGAUGGAAUGAGAUAUAAUGUCAAGAGGAACCAAUCAAAAGCAUCAUUAACGACCAGCGCAACAGCAACGACUAACUUGUCCAAUGGUAAUGGUUCAUCUCUCUGGGCUAACAAUGCUCCAGAUUUUGUACCGGAAGAAGAGACAAGAAAUAACGGCAUGGUUCAUUUUGAACUAAAUGGACAGCUAUAAAAUAGCGCUUCAUCAUAUGCGAAUAAAACAUUAACAUCUGUAAAUGAAAUAGAUGCCUUCAAGACAGACGAAAAGGGAUAUAGAAACAUUUAAAAGCUUUGAAUAUGCUUUUACAAAUCAGUUACUUCAUACAUCGUUGCUAAAGAUGUCUGUGGAAGCUUAUUCUCUAACUCAACUUGUUCAUUGGCUUGAGUAGUGUGUUUUGUAUUGUAGACAGUGACUUAGUUUACUUUACUUCUAAAUUAUCUUGACUUAUAAAAACGGUUAAAAAUCCAUCCGUUUGGUUUUGUAAUAUUACUUAAAAAUUUAACAUAUAGUGUUGUGUUGAAAAAUGUGAUAUUCAUUGAACUUGAUUUUCUUUAUUAAGAAUGUCAUUCUCCUUGUCAUAGUUUGUAUAGAAAUAUAGUUAUUUUAUUUACAAGUAUUGCACUAAAUGCAUAAACAAAAUGUUUUAAAUAUUGUCUUAAUAGAUAUAAGAAGAUGUGGCAUGAAAACCAAUGAGUCAACUCUCCAUCCAAGUCACAAUUUGUAAAAGUAAACCAUUAUAGGUCAAAGUACGGCCUUCAAUAUUAAAAAGAAAAUACUUAAUUUCCUAACAUGAACAAUUUAUUGCAUGUAUAGCAAUUUGAUUAAUAUUUAUUAAUUUUUCAUUUUAGCAUUUUGUUUCUGUUUUUAUCAAUGUCGAAAGUACUUUUUACUAGUGCUCGCAUCUUAGUAUACUAAUAUAUAGAUUAUCUGACAAGCAGUUUUAAUAAAUUAUACUAUUCUAAUUAGCGAACUUUCAGACGUGGGUAAACUAUGGGAAUGUUCAAACAAGGAUAUUAAUCAGUGAAUGAAUGUUACAUUUUACACUGAUUAAAAGUUAGAUAUCAAUAAAUCGGCCAUCCAACUUUCUGUCUCUAGACUAUUCUAGAUUGUACAUAAUACAGGGAAAGGGCUGUGUCUGCAUAUUUGUUCCGCAUAAUACAUGUUCCACGUGGAACAAAAUGGUAGAUAGUAGAUAACAAAAGUUCUUGAGAACUAAAAUCAAAUGAUAUUUAAUCCUUCUUCAUAAAAUUAUUUCCUGGAACAUAAAGCCCCAUAAAAUUUGUUCAUACCGUAGGAUGACUGGAAAUUGUACAAUAGACAGAUUUUUUAAUGUCAGCAAAAAUACACAUGUAUAUCACGUGAUUGUUUACAACCAAGUGCAUUUUGAUAAGUACAUUUUGUAAUCAUCUGUACAUGAAGGUUAAUAUAUACAAAACUUCUCUUACAUAUAACUAUUCCUAGAAAUUAUGUAACAUGAUAAAUAUUCCCCUUUAUUUUAUAAUUAAAAACGGUGAUAACUAUAUAUUUUGUAAAUCUUGUAAUGUUGUUUUGAAACGAGUAUUGUCACAAAUACAAAUACUUGCAAUUUCACAAUCAAAUUUUAUAGUUUUUAUAUUCCUAUGUAAUGGUUUCUCUCAAAGUGUUAUAUACAUGUAGGAAUCAUAUUUGUUGCUAAAGUUCCAACAUUAUAUUUGUUCAAGAGAAUUUUAUUGUGUAACAAAAGUUUCGGUGGGAACUUUCAUUAUAUAUUGAUUUAUCCAGUAUGUUAGAAAUUUUAUUAUUGAAAAUAAAUUAUUAUAUUGAAUAGAUAUUAUGAAAGUGGACUUUUAUACACUCACAGGGCAACUGCCAUGUAUCCUUACUUAACGCAGACAUGUUCAUAAACAAAAUAGUCAAUUAAAUCAUGUUUAUUCUUCAAGUACGGUAUAUCAGCUAACAUUUGGUGUUACAAAAACAAUGCAGUAAGCUUAAUAGUACAACACAGUACCAUGUAUUGAAAUUCUAUGGAUAUCUGUAUCAAACAUAUCUUAUCAUUGUCGGAAAAACUCUACUGUACAAAAAAAAACAAAAAUGGUAGUGGACAUAUGGGAUAUCAACGGACAAAAUUAUGAAAUAAUAACAACAAAAAUUACAUUUCAUUUUGCAUCGAUUUAUUUAUUAUGUCUUUCAUAUUCAGUAUCAUUUCAUGAUGUAUAUUUUAUCCUGUUUGCUGUUAAAAUUAAAAGUUUAUAAUGUUGUUAUUUUUGAAUUUUGUUUUACAAUAUAUAUCAAAUAAAUCAUUUAUAGAAUA
This is a messenger RNA of Mytilus californianus (California mussel), 4851 nucleotides long. Its product is annotated as ionotropic receptor 25a-like. The coding region runs from base 18 to 2753 and encodes 911 amino acids. The transcript has 15 exons. Gene Ontology annotation, biological process: synaptic transmission, glutamatergic; monoatomic ion transport; modulation of chemical synaptic transmission. NCBI's taxonomy places the organism in Eukaryota, Metazoa, Mollusca, Bivalvia, Mytilida, Mytilidae. The record is from RefSeq and is a predicted model, not a curated record. Gene Ontology annotation, molecular function: transmitter-gated monoatomic ion channel activity involved in regulation of postsynaptic membrane potential; glutamate-gated receptor activity. Gene Ontology annotation, cellular component: plasma membrane; postsynaptic membrane.